AUGGCUAGACAGGUGUUUAAAGCCAUGAUAGAUUCUUUAGGAGGUCCACAGAGGGUGAACAAUGUUCUCACUACACUCAACUUGCCAUCCAUUUCCCACAAAAACCUGAAAGUCAUGGAGAGAAGAGCAGGAGACAUGAUUGAAGACUUUGCCAACAUGAGUAUGGAAAGAAGAGGGCGAGAAGCUUUUUCAGCUGAAAUGAGAGAUUCAAACCUUGUAGAAGAUGUAACAUUGGUCCCUCCAAAUGUACAAAACACACAAUUGAUUAGCACUAGUCAUGAAGAGUUAUCUGAAAAUACACGUACUUAUCCUGAAAUGAUAGAUGUAAUAGCAGUGUCACAGUCUAAAACCAGGUGA
Mytilus trossulus (common blue mussel) is the source of this 357-nucleotide messenger RNA. RefSeq lists its product as uncharacterized. The transcript has 4 exons. Bases 1 to 357 code for a protein of 118 amino acids. The record is from RefSeq and is a predicted model, not a curated record. Lineage: Eukaryota; Metazoa; Mollusca; Bivalvia; Mytilida; Mytilidae.